Molecule: messenger RNA, 1611 nt
Organism: Melitaea cinxia (Glanville fritillary)
Lineage: Eukaryota; Metazoa; Arthropoda; Insecta; Lepidoptera; Nymphalidae
Exons: 6
Coding region: 346-1611 (421 amino acids)
Source: RefSeq, a predicted model, not a curated record
UUUACUCUGUGAUUAUGCAUAUAAUGAUAAAACUCACAAAUGUUGUCUAGGUUGUUCGGAAUAUUAUAUGUUGUUGAUCGAUCUUGUGAAUAGUAUUUUAGUGUCUUAUAGUAUCGUACUUUCAUACGAUUUACGUAGUUAUAUUAUUUUAAUGUAUUGAUUGUAAAAUUCUUUGUAAUUAUAAUUGAAACGUGGUAUUAAUCGAAAACAUAUCUUCUGUGUUAUGUCAGGCUAGCGGUGUAGUUAUAAAGAUUACCUUUUUUAAAUUAAUGAAUUUAUUUUAAGAUUUUCCGCACUAGCUUUCUGCAUUUUGUGUACACUUUAGUUAUUUUAUUGUAAUAAAAAAUGGUGAACAUAGUUAUUGCCGGAUUGCCGAAAAAUGUCAAAAUACCAAAGUUCGUAAGUUAUUUAGAGAGGACAGUGUUUCACGAAAUACUCAAUGCAAGACAUGUGCAUACAAUGCAUGUCGAUAAUAAUAUUAAGAAUAUAACAUUAGGUUUGCGAUCAAACGAUGCACGAAAAGCUCGUAGAUAUCUACACGGUUUUCUAUAUCAAUAUGCGGGAAAGGAAUAUCCUCUUCAGUGUUGGCAAGGUGACUAUGAUAACAAUCCACAACCAAAAGACAGAAAUGAGAUGGAUUACACCAAUACACCUGCCAAUGAAAACUUUCAAAAUGAUUCGGAGCCAUCACAAAAUCCUUCGACGCUUAAAAGAGAACUGCAAGAGAUUGAUCUAAAAAUUGAAAUAGUUAAGAGACAGCGCAUUCUAUUGGAAGAGGAGAACAAACUGCUUCUGGCUCAGAAGAAAUCGGAACUGUUGAACAAAAUCGGACCAAAUGACUAUGAAAAUUUAGUUAAAUUGGAAAAAGUCUGUGGUCUUAAAGAUUUGAAUGAGAUAGAAAAAAUACAGCCUACUCCGGCAACAAAUACAACUACAAAUGCAAAGAAAAAGAGUAACAUCAAGUUACCGAACUUUAAAACGCCUUGCAGGAUAAUCAUAAAGGAAAUGAAAGAUGUCCUUGAUGAUUAUGUGAAACCAGAUAACCGCGACAUGGUAAUGUCGCUAAUUUAUUCCGCUAUAAGGAAGAGAUUGAUACUUGUGCUGCAAGGCAAGAGCUUCAUGCCGGCCCCAGACAUUAUACACUUGUAUAGAGUCAAAUAUCCUCAUUCGACCGAUAAGAACCUACUAGAAGAGCUAAUGGAAACAAUUAGCCAAAGUUUCUGGCCGAAAACACCAAGUGUUAAUACAAAUGAUAAUGAUAAUAGUCAAAUUAAGACUAAAGACGAAGAUACAGUUUCAGAUUUGUCUAAAAAUAUUAAAGAGGAUGAAAAUGAUACAGGCGACACUGAUGAUGUUCAGGUUAUCAAUGAUAACAAUGAUGGUCAAGUGAUCGAUGUGAAUUCAUUGAACAAUGUUGAAAAAAUUGAAACUCAACAAGAAUCAGAAAACCAUAAAAGUGAUGCAGAGACAAAUCGAGAUGAGAAAACAAUUGAGUCAUUGGAUAAUGUCGAUGCGGCUGUCGAUAUGGAUAAUGAUUUUGAUGAAUGGGAGGAUAAUGAGAUCGAGGGUGAUUCCACGGUUGAGAAGGAAGCUGCAGAUGCAGAACUUUAA